Molecule: messenger RNA, 498 nt
Organism: Limulus polyphemus (Atlantic horseshoe crab)
Lineage: Eukaryota; Metazoa; Arthropoda; Merostomata; Xiphosura; Limulidae
Product: cadherin-86C-like
Exons: 4
Biological process (GO): homophilic cell-cell adhesion
Cellular component (GO): membrane
Molecular function (GO): calcium ion binding
Source: RefSeq, a predicted model, not a curated record
GGUAACAACGUCAUACGAGUUCAUGCUGAAGAUGGAGAUUUUGGGGACCAGCGUAACAUCUCCUAUAGUUUUGUAACAGAUAUGCCCUGGGUAUCGUUUUUUACUAUGAACGCUACAAGUGGAGAGAUAAUAUUAGCCCAACCAAUCAGCGAGUUAAGACAGCAGUACGGAACUUCUGCUCCAUUACUACUUGGUGUGAGGGCUAGAGAGAUAGCUUCAUCAGGAGUUCCACCAAUGGACACAACUGCUGAGGUGGCGCUGGUGUUAGUGAACACUGAAAAUCAUCCUCCUAAGUUCGCCAGUACUCGAUAUGAAGGCACAAUUGAGGAAGGAAGUCCAGCGCUCACCGCAGUUCGAUGGGAGGGCGCCACUAUCUCCCGCAUCACAGAUAACGAUCAAACAAGCCAUCAUUUCUGGCGACGUCUUUGGAGACAUCACUUUAUAAGCAAUAAAGUUCUUAGGCACAAAACAUAUCCAGUUUUAGAAUAUGCCACUUGA